This is a messenger RNA of Talaromyces proteolyticus, 2903 nucleotides long. RefSeq lists its product as uncharacterized. The coding region runs from base 262 to 2604 and encodes 780 amino acids. The record is from RefSeq and is a predicted model, not a curated record. NCBI's taxonomy places the organism in Eukaryota, Fungi, Ascomycota, Eurotiomycetes, Eurotiales, Trichocomaceae. The transcript has a single exon.
AUUUGUACAUGUCAAUGUCUCCCCAUCUGAUUAUCUCCAGCGAUGUUGACGGUUCCGAGAUUCGAGUUAUUCACGCCGUCAUACAAAUGAACGAAGCCGUUAGCUCGUUUGCUACUAUUACUGCUACAUUCAUCACCCCACGUUAGUACUACUUCCACACGGUCCUGCGAAACAACCAUCCAGCUUCUCAACCAGCCCCAACUUUCCAACUUGGAACCCAUCGUUCCAUUGUACAGCUAUGUGCGAAGGAGUAUAGACAUCAUGGUGACGAAUCUGCCUAUAAUCAGACGUGGCUCGCCGCUACGCAACAAGGGCGCUCGCGAGAAAGCCGCUGCUGCGAGGGAUGACAAAGAUCAUGCUGGUAGUACAUCGCAGCAGACCUCGGCGACUAUUAAUGAGGCGCUGAGGAAUAAUCCGUUCGGAACCUCUUUAAGGGCUCGCGCUGCGGAUGGUAUGGGAGAGCGGCAUGCAGAGAAGAGGACGGUGUCGAGUGAUUCUCUCGAUAAUAACAAUAAUAGCAGCGGCAGGGAAGAUGUUCUGUCGCAGGUCCCCGCAGACACGCGGGUAUUUGAUCGCGAAGCUGAGGAGCGGGCGCAGGAGCUGGAUGAGUUGAAUAAAUCGCUGCGUGUACUCGCGCAUCUAUUCCCGGAUAUCCGUGUCGAAGUGUUCCGUGAGCUGUUGAUGCGGUUUGAUGGCGAGAGUCGGCUGCAUGUUUGUGUAGAGCAGCUGCUGCGGCAUAAGAAGCAGUGGGUUCAAGGGCGAUGGAAACUGCAGAAUGAUUCGGGGGGAGAGGGUUGUCAGAGCGAUGGUAAUGAGGGGGGUGAUGGGGUAGCCCUCGAGGAACUCUUUCGCAGCGACCAGUAUAGGAAUGCUGUUAAAGCGGUCUUGUGUAAGGAGUUCAGCGGGCUCAGUCGAAGUGCAAUCGAAGCAGUGCUUGCUGAAGUCAAUUUCUCGUAUUCGCGUGCGAGGCCGACGCUGAGAGAUCUGUCGCGGAAGGGCUGGCGUGCGACGCUGAGUAGUCUGAAUCCGUUCAAACGGAAGAAGGAUAACAAGGACGAUAACCCGCUUGUGGUCUGGGAUAAGACUGCAGGAGGGAAUCUGCUGCCGCGGUUGAAAAAGACUGGCUCCGAUGAGCUUGAUGGAGAAGUACAUGGCGCACUGAUAGCGCCUCUUCUGCUCGAGCAGAAAGAGACUCAAGAGUUUCAGGACUUUCAACUUGCAUUACAGUUGAACGAGAAUGAGGCAAAGAUGGAAAACGCUCUAUAUGAGUGUCAGUGUUGUCUGGAUGAUGUGGCAUUCGAGCAGAUUUCAACAUGUUCAUCUCACGGCCAUGUGAUAUGCUUCAGCUGCAUUCGGAGAACAAUGCAUGAAGCUCUUUUCGGUCAAGGCUGGGACAAUUCUGUUGAUUCAGCCAGAUCUACUCUCAAAUGUGUGGCUCCUGUCAGCCACGGCGUCUGCGACGGAUAUCUAAGUCCAGCCCUCACCAAACAAGCCAUACUCUUGGAGAAAGCGGGCUCGGAGACAUUCCUCAAAUUCGAGGAACGCGUGGCUUCAGAAGCAAUUCUGAAAUCCAAGCUCAAACUCGUCCGGUGUCCCUUCUGCGCCUACGCAGAAGUUGAUCCGGUAUUUCACCCACCAAGUCAAACACUGUUAUGGCAGUUCCGACGCGGAAAUCUAUUAUCUACGAUUUUAACGACUAUUUUUCUUCUCGAUCUGAUACCCCUACUUGUUAUACCCCUCGUUAUCCUCUGCCUAUUCUACCCGGACACCAUCGCCGCCAUCUUCCGCACCUCACUACAAAACAUGGGCCUACGAUCUCGCAAUAAACGCUUCUUAUGCAAAAACCCUUCCUGUCAACGAACCAGCUGCAUGACCUGCCAAAAGACCUGGCGCGACCCACACUCCUGCGAAGAACCCCUGCAACAAUCCCUCCGCACAACCGUCGAGGCUGCCCGCACCGCUGCCAUCAAACGCACAUGUCCGCGCUGCAACUUAUCCUUCGUCAAAUCCUCCGGCUGCAACAAACUCACCUGCGUGUGCGGCUAUUCGAUGUGCUAUCUGUGCCGCAAGGCACUGAACGGCUCCUCCAGGCGUCCCCGACAGCUAAACGGAGCUCAAUACGGUCCUGCUGCCGAUAACAAUCCCAUUGAGCAAGACGCUGCCGAUGAAGACGGCGGUUACAAGCAUUUCUGUGAACACUUCCGCGUCAACCCCGGCACGCGGUGCUCGGAAUGCAACAAAUGCGAGCUGUAUCUCGCCGAAGACGAGGAGGAAAUCGCACGGAGAGCUGGAGAGAAGGCUGAACGGGAGUGGAGACUUCGACAGUCUCUAAACACCAACCCCAAAACUUCCACUACUCCCUCUACCUCUCCCUCUACCUCUACCUCUACUGGGUCUCUAUGGACCCCGGACUCCACACAGCAACAGCAGCAACAACAACACCUCCUCAACUCCGUCCUCCACUCAGCCAAAGCAACGCACGGCUGGCGCAAUCACCCCUGGCGGUACUGGUUAAACGAGGUAUGGCGUGACGAGCGGUGGCAGUGGGAGGUGCAGGCUGCCGCGGAUAUGAUUAUUGAGAAGGUCAUUGUUGUUAAUGUCUGACCACCUCUCCACUCUACUUCCAUCCUAAUAUCUGACUUGCUGCUUAAUAAUAUGGUUGAUAUGACAAUCUUUAAUAAACUCAGCGAGGAGAUUUAUGUCCGAUAGGUCCAUUUUCAUUCCUGGCUCUUUCUGAUGUGUAUUUUAUCUAUGAUUGUUUUCGGGUUUGUGGGUUUAGGUUAGGUGCAUUGCUAGGAUGCUGGUUUCCUACCGGAUUAUGUUUAGCGGAAGAGAGAAAACGGAAUUAGAAACGAUGAUUUCGGUCUAACUUACAUUGAAAAUUAUCUGAUAUGGAUCAGCCU